Messenger RNA from Mobula hypostoma (lesser devil ray), 4390 nucleotides. Its product is annotated as probable crossover junction endonuclease EME2. Gene Ontology annotation, biological process: replication fork processing; mitotic intra-S DNA damage checkpoint signaling; resolution of meiotic recombination intermediates. The coding region runs from base 188 to 1528 and encodes 446 amino acids. Gene Ontology annotation, cellular component: nucleus; Holliday junction resolvase complex. Lineage: Eukaryota; Metazoa; Chordata; Chondrichthyes; Myliobatiformes; Myliobatidae. The transcript has 8 exons. The record is from RefSeq and is a predicted model, not a curated record. Gene Ontology annotation, molecular function: DNA binding; crossover junction DNA endonuclease activity.
GCUGGUGGGUCGGCGAUGGGGCAGUGCCAGAUCCGGGGGUCUCACUGGCAAAGCUUUGUGCUGGGGGCUGGCGUUUGACUGCCCCCGUCCCGGGAUGUUUAUUGUUCUGAAACCCGGCGAUCUGGAUCUGGGAGCGCCUUGAUCGAUUGGAUCCAGCCCCGGUUGCAAGGGGGAGGGAGCGGCGAACAUGUACCCGGCUCUGAGCUCCUUCUACUGGGCGCCUGUGGCCGUGACGGGCUGGGAGCUGUGCUGUCCGGAGGCCGGCGGCAGGCCGGUUACGGCUGGCGUCCAGACACCCCUGGAAGGGGGAGCGGGAGAGGGUAGCUCGGCCACAGCGGCCGGUGGGGUAGUACGCACAGCGAGCCCUAGCUCCGGUCAGAGGAAGGGCUGCAGCCCCGAGGAGAUCCACUUGGCCGAGUGGGGGUCGGAGAUACUCCAGCGGGAGAGGGAGGCUGCCAGGGAGGUGGAAAGGCAGGAGAGGGACGAGCGGCAGGCGACGGACAUCGCCCUGAAGUACAUUCGUCCGGACCAAUGUCUGAAGUACAUCAGGGUAUGCGUGGACCCUGCUAUUCUGCAGGAGGCUGGCGGCUACGUGUUGCUGGAUGUCUUGAACUCGCUGGAAUCGGAGUAUAGCAUUGAGCAUCAGUCUGUGCCCUCCACCAUAACAUGGAGAAGAGAGUUACCUCAAGACAUAUUGGAUGAGCUGUCUGAUGAGGCUAAAUAUGUGUACAAGUCUAAGGAGGAAAAUCAAAUUCUGGUGCUGCUUUCACCAAAUUACUUCCUUAACAUGGUGUGGUCACAUAAACAGAAAAUGAAAGGCAUUUUCAUGGAAAACAUCUGUGAAACAUUUGACAGCUUCAUAAUGAGAGUUCUGGACAAGCGGUUUCAUAGAAAAGCCACAUUGGCUGUCAUCGGCUUGGAUACCUACACAAGGGAAAAGGGGCUUUACAGCCCAGUGAAAAGGCAACAGAAUUCAGAAAACAACACUGAUGAAGAUUCAGAAUCUUGGGUUAGCAAGGAGCUGGGGUUGACCUGUGCAGAUUUGGAUGAGGUACAGGUGGCAUUACAACUGCAAACGCACACAACAGUUUGGUUCUUAGAGAACUGGCAACAAUUUGCAGAUCAUGUUGCAACACUUACAAAGGCUAUAGCCCGAUCUCCUUUCAAAAAGCAGACUGAGAAAAUGACCUUCUCCUUCUGUCCUGAUGGAACGUGGUCCACUGGUGUGAAAGUGGACAAGGAUGGAAAGGGCCUCCUGAAAUUGUGGAAAAAACAGCUUCAGCAGCUCAACAGGAUCACCCAACCAGUGGCAAUGGCAAUAGCACAAGCUUACCCUACACCACAGCUGCUCGUGCGGGCUUAUAGACAAUGCACUACAGAAUGGGAGAAGCAGAAUCUGUUAUCGGAGGUGAAAGUGGAAGCUGGAGGAAAACGUGUGGAUCGACGUGUUGGACCAGAUAUAUCCCGCAGGUUGUACAUUUUCAUGACCUCAGAAAAUUCUGACAUAGUCUUGGAUAAAAGUGGUUAAAUAGAUCAGAUGAAAACAAAAUGGUGCAUUUUAUGAACUUUUUAUAUAAAAUACAUUAGCAGGGUUGUCUGUAUUUGAAAACAGUUUAGCGUUAGCAGUAUGUUAUUGAAACCUUAUUACUUGUGAGCUCUAAACUGUUUUUAUUAAAACAGUUACUUUCAAUUUCUUGUAGUGGAUUAAUAAACAGUGUCACAGGCCAGUUUCUAAUUCAAUAUACAAAACGUAGCUGCUCACACGGUAACAAAAGCUGUUAAUGCAAGUCAAAAUUCUAGAAUAAUGUUUUCACAAAAUUGACAUGUGGGUCCAGCAGGAACAUUUAUGGAAAAGGUUUGCCAAUUAAAUAAAAAUCUAAACUUAUGGUAGUUGCAUAGAUUAACCCAACCCUGUUGAGUUAUAUACAAGUCUUCAGCAGACAGGGAGCAGUGGAGAGAUUAGGCACACCAUCUUCUGGAAGUUAAAGAAUUGAUAAACUUUGAAGGAAGGUGCCAAUUGUCAAAGACAAUUUUUCCAGCCACAGGAUCUCUGCAGAAAUUCCAGUGCAGUGUCAUAGGCCCAACCACCAUAGGCUCAUCAACUGCAGUUUUUCUAUCAAGUGGGGGUGUACACCAAUGUUUCCACCUUGUUCAACUCCAUUUGCCACUCUACAGUAAAUAACAGUUCUAGAUCGCAUCCAACUUAAAUGGCGCAACAUUGAGGCAUGGGAUGAUAAAUAACAAGUACCAUUUACAUUAGGCAAUAAUUCCAGGCAUCUACCCACUUACCCUUGACUUUCAACACCAAGUUUCCAAAUAUUGAACAUGGUGGGUAGCACUUUAGAACAGAAGAUCAACUGGGCAAGCUAAAUGUGUAUGCACUAGCUGCAAGAGGUCAGAAGCUGGUUAUAAGAGUUAGAAAGAUUAAAAGGAAAAAUAAUGUGGGUAUAAAUACUGUGGCUUCAAAAGGCUGGGCAUCUGCAGCAAAUAAAUCACCUUCUGAUACCUGAGACUUUCCACAGAGCACAAGUCAGGAGUGUGAUAGAAUUCUCUCCACCUAUCUGGAAGGGUACAACAGCAACACUGAUAACACUAUGUAGAACGAAGCAAUCUACUUGAAUGGAUGUCUAUUCUACCUCCUUGAAUAUUUAUUGCUUCCAACUUUAACAAAAUUCACUCUAAACACUCAACUGCUCCCAAAUGCAAAGCCCUGUAUCACUAAGACAAGUGCUGCAGAUGCAUGGAAAGAUCCUGACAUGGAAAUAUCACUUCCUUUCCUAAUGCCAGAUCUAAAUCCAGAACCCACUUCCUACAGUGCUGUGAAAGCACUAUCACCAGAAUUGCAGCAGCUCAAGGUAACCACUCAGUAGCUCAAAGAGGAGACAUGGCCAGCUUCACCUUUUUGCUAAAUCAAAGCAAAUCAGUGGCAUAUUACCAACCGAUAGGACCUAUGCUUCCCAAAGGAUUAGGAAUCAUUGGGUAGCAUCUUCAUUGAGUUUAUUGCAAGUCAUAAACCUCUCAGAAUUUACUGUGUUACCACUUGGCACAGCAAAUAAGCCAAUAAGCUAUUAACUGUAUUUGGUCAUACCCACACUGGCUUUAACAUGUUUUACAGGGAAAAUACUUCUCAGUUUAAGAAAAAAGCACUUAAUCUUGCAUGAAAACUGCAAGACCGUGUUUAAAAACUUGGCACUUGUGGCAAAUCCACAAAAAUAAAUUGAACAAAAUUUGUGCUAAAAUGUGAGCUUUAAUGAUGAAGACUAAUUGUUUAGACAAUAUCAAAAUCUACUUCACCAAUGAAAUAGUUCCAAAAUUUCAGACUUUAGAUAGCAUGAAAAGCUAGACUGGAGGAAGCGAGUAACUGGCUACAUGAGCUUUAGCCAGGUAAUCCAAUUUUAAAUGCCACUGAGCAUUGAGAUUUUAAAUUCAAAAUAAUGAUUUAUGAAAAAGGGCGAUAGGCUGCUUAAAAUACAAGUGCACACAUACUAAAAUACCAGUAUAUUGUUUUGGUAUUUAAACGGUUUACAAAUGUAAUCCCUUCCAUUUGGUCACCAUCUAGCAUGAGAACAGUAAACUGCUGAUACCUCAGCUCCCAGUUCUCUGCUCCAAUUAGGGAUAGAAGAUCUUUAACUGCUUUCCACUACAGGAUUAUCACCACUGGAGUUGAGGCCUCAUUAAUACAGGAAGCAGAUAAAAUAACUGUUCAAAACUGAAGGUAGUUUUACAGUCCUAAAUACUGCCAUAUCCUCCAUUGCAACCAGAUUUACAAACCAAACUAAUGAAAAUGAAACAAAAUCACAACUAGGAAUUAAAAAAAGGGACCAAAUCAAAAGAUUGGCAUUAAGUACAUUUUGGGAAUAAAAUGUAGAUAAUUACCUUUUGCUAGAGAACUGUUGUAAGCAUAUUAGUAAGAAAUAUUGGAGGAAACUUCAUUAAAUUUCUCUGAAUACUUAAGUUGAACUUGAAAAAAAAAACUAUUGAAAAAAAAGGAUUAAAUGCAAGUGAAUAGCCCUGGGAUUUAUAGGGAUGAAAUUCAAGUUACCAUGACAAUCAGUGAUGUUAGUCCCUUUCAUUUGAACAAGUCAGAAGCAAUUCAGAUUCCAGUAGGAAUGACCUGUUUUGAUUGGGAGUUGCUUAAAACUUGUCCACAUGAGCCAUCAAGCUUUGGUUUUAAAACUGGUCCACCUGCUCUGGAGUACCAAAGUUUGUAACUUGAUUAGGACAAAGUUUAUAUUUAGGCAAUGCUACAAGAGAAAAAUGAAUCAUUUGAAGGUGCUAACUUAGAAAUUAGCUUACAGAAAUUAAGGAAGCAAAGAAUAAGGUUAACCUUAAAAUUGCUUUAGUUCAGAUCUGCUCAGGUAUAAAAUUAAACCUGCCCCCAAAUGAAACA